Messenger RNA from Monoraphidium neglectum, 318 nucleotides. RefSeq lists its product as hypothetical. The coding region runs from base 1 to 318 and encodes 105 amino acids. Lineage: Eukaryota; Viridiplantae; Chlorophyta; Chlorophyceae; Sphaeropleales; Selenastraceae. The record is from RefSeq and is a predicted model, not a curated record. The transcript has a single exon.
AUGUUCGGUUUGUACAGCAAUGAAGGAGAGGAACGCGAGGCCGCGGUGCUGGCAAUGAGCGCUGUCGGGACGUUGGAUACGUCGCAGCCGGUGCUGACUGGCCGCGAUGACGCAUCUGCCAUUAUCAGGGACCGCCUGCAGGUGCUGCCACGCGCCCAGGAGCACGCGCGAGAGGUGGGCGUCGCCCUUGGGCCGGGGCGGCAAGCAGCGUUCGGACAGAUCGCCGCCGCGGUGGCGGCGGCGGUGCAGGUGGACGACAUGGCCAUGGCGGGGCAGCUUGCUUGCCGAGUUGCCGGCGGCUUUGCAGAGCAGGGCUGA